AUGUCGGCACUGUCUUCCCAGCCUCGCUACAUUUACAAGAUCGUUCCCUCAACUUCGCCAGUGCGCGAACCAAUCCCUGAGAAGCUUGCAGUGAGUGAUUUGGAUGAAGGCUCCGGCUUUAUCCAUCUCUCAACCGCGCACCAAGUAGCAAAUACUCUGAAAACCUUCUUCGCCGAAGAGCCCCUGGUGUACGUGCUACGAAUCGAGUAUCACCGUGUUAUCCAGGACAUCAAGUGGGAGUCUCCCGACCGAAGGGUGACCGGCCCUCGUCCUGGGGAAGGACUUUUCCCUCACCUAUACAACGGGCUCAGGUUGGGCAGAGAGGAAGUGGAGAGUGUGGCAAUUUGGCAAAAUGACGAAGGAUGGGACAAAGCCCUUACUGGUGCGAAGCCGUGGCUUCUGAACUAA
This is a messenger RNA of Penicillium brevicompactum, 408 nucleotides long. Its product is annotated as DUF952 domain-containing protein. The record is from RefSeq and is a predicted model, not a curated record. The transcript has 2 exons. The coding region runs from base 1 to 408 and encodes 135 amino acids. NCBI's taxonomy places the organism in Eukaryota, Fungi, Ascomycota, Eurotiomycetes, Eurotiales, Aspergillaceae.